Vanrija pseudolonga is the source of this 510-nucleotide messenger RNA. RefSeq lists its product as uncharacterized. Bases 1 to 510 code for a protein of 169 amino acids. The record is from RefSeq and is a predicted model, not a curated record. The transcript has a single exon. NCBI's taxonomy places the organism in Eukaryota, Fungi, Basidiomycota, Tremellomycetes, Trichosporonales, Trichosporonaceae.
AUGCCCCCUGCUCAGCCCUGUCGCCAGACAGCCGAUCCCCGCCACGCUGCUCGCCGCCCUCCUUCGCAUGGAUUCUGCGAGCCGUUCGGCGCCCCCGCCCAUGUUCUUCGUCAAGCCCCGACCACUCAAUGGUACCAGCCUCCAGCGCACCACCUCCCGCUUCCGCCGCCCCAGCACCCCGCGUAUCACCGCCUCACCGUGCAGCCUGUGCUUCCGCCUUCCCCGCCGCACUCGGCUGGGCGUCGCACAACGCCCAUCCCGCCGGCCUUCCUCGCACCUCCGAUCCCCGUCUGCGUCGUCAAUAACCCCACUAUCCUCCUCAACCGUCAGCGACUCGCCCUCCCAGUGGUUCUCGCCGCCAAUGGCGGCAUGGCCGUCGCCCGUGAAUACGGUACCCUUGAACUCAAGCCCGGGCCCGACCAGCCGCCGAUGAUGUGGGUUAUCGCGCUCUGCGCGCCUGAAGCAACGAAGGAUAUCCUCGGAGGAGACAUUGGAUUCAGGGUGCAUUAG